Molecule: messenger RNA, 809 nt
Organism: Eruca vesicaria subsp. sativa (arugula)
Lineage: Eukaryota; Viridiplantae; Streptophyta; Magnoliopsida; Brassicales; Brassicaceae
Source: the annotation of a GenBank genome assembly
AUGGGAUGUGCUGCUUCUCUUCCAGACAGGAACUCUGGAGGGUUAAACGGUCUUAACAGCUCAGAGAAUGCAGCUUCAUCAGAUGCUAAGAAUCUACGCGUAAAGUUAGUUCUAUUAGGAGACUCUGGUGUGGGUAAAAGCUGCAUUGUCCUUCGGUUUGUCCGUGGCGAGUUUGAUGCAACUUCUAAGGUAACUGUUGGAGCCUCGUUCUUGUCCCAAACAAUAGCCUUGCAAGACUCUACCACAGUGAAGUUUGAAAUAUGGGAUACAGCAGGGCAGGAGAGGUAUUCUGCUCUUGCGCCACUAUACUACCGUGGAGCUGCAGUUGCUGUCAUUGUGUAUGAUAUAACAAGCCCUGUGUCGUUUAAGAAAGCUCAGUAUUGGGUUAAGGAACUGCAAAAGCAUGGAGCUCCAGAUAUUGUUAUGGCUUUGGUUGGUAACAAAGCUGAUCUACAUGACAAAAGAGAAGUACUAACCGAUGAUGGUAUGGAGCUUGCAGAGAAGAACGGCAUGUUCUUUAUUGAGACGUCAGCCAAGACGGCAGAUAACAUAAACCAACUGUUUGAGGAAAUUGGCAAGAGGCUACCUCGUCCUUCACCUUCGUCUUGAUUGGAGUGUUGGAUCAUCUUCAGGGCAAUGCCCGGACUAUAUACUAAACGUUUCAUACUUUCAUGUAAUGUUUAAACGGUACCUCUCUAUCUGUUUAAGUGUGUUGUAUAUACUGUGAAGACUUGAGAUUGGAGAGUAUCUGAACCUGGAAAGUUGAAAGCCAAAGUCAAAUUAAGCAACGUUGGGUAUUGGCACGUUAC